Molecule: messenger RNA, 699 nt
Organism: Dichotomopilus funicola
Lineage: Eukaryota; Fungi; Ascomycota; Sordariomycetes; Sordariales; Chaetomiaceae
Exons: 1
Coding region: 1-699 (232 amino acids)
Biological process (GO): mRNA splicing, via spliceosome
Cellular component (GO): spliceosomal complex; U4/U6 x U5 tri-snRNP complex
Molecular function (GO): nucleic acid binding; zinc ion binding
Source: RefSeq, a predicted model, not a curated record
AUGACAAGCAAAUCCGCCUACGGCCAAGCGGCCGGCGACACCGACUUCCGCAAAAAGUACGACCUAGAUGAAUACGCCUCCAAAGCGGCCGCGCGCGAAGCCGCCGAAAAAGAAGAGCGCAAACUCCGCUACGAAGCCAAACUCGCCGGCAAAAAAUACUACAAGCCACUCGACGGCUCCGAAUCUCUCACCACCGCCCGUUCCGCCACCCACGAUUUCAGCAAACUCGUCGGCACCUCCACCCUAGUCCCGGCGGGAGCGGGGGUUGGGAAAAGGGGUCGCGGAGCAGGGUUUUAUUGUGACGCUUGUGAUCUGACGUUUAAAGAUAAUUUACAAUGGGUGGAGCAUACGAAUAGUAUGCAGCAUCAGAGGGCGAUCGGGGCGACGGGGGAGGUGAGGAGGGCUAGCGCGAGGGAGGUGAGGGAGAGGAUUGAGGCUUUGUGGGAGAGGGAGGAGGAGAGGAGGAAGGGGAUGGUGGUAGAUUUGAAGGCGAGGUUGGAGGUGAGGAGGGAGGAGGAGGAGAGGGAACGGGAGGAGAAGAGACGGAAGAGGAAGGAGGGGGAGGAGAGGAAAAGGAGGGAGAGGGAGGAAGCGGUAAAAGUGAAGAGGGAGUAUGGGGAAGAUGUGAGGAUUGAGGGGGAGCAUGAGGAGGAGGAUAUGUUGGCUGCUAUGGGGUUUACGGGGUUUGGGGGGAAGUAG